AUGGGCAUACCGCGUUUGACACAAUGGCUUCGCCACAACUACCCCGACGCCUUUGGAUUGGAGGCAGACCUCAAGGCGGAGCACGUGUACCUGGACGUGAAUUGCGUGCUCCACGAAGCGUUAACUGCUCUUGGAGGAUCUGCAGCAGAGGAGUCGUUCAUACGCCAUGUAUUUCAGCGUCUCGAUCUCAUCUUGGAGCAGGUCCACUGCAGCGCCUCGCUGUACUUGGCCGUGGACGGCGCGGCUGCAGCUGCCAAGGGAGCUUCGGAUCCACAGCUCACGGGAUGGGUCGGGAUGGACGUUGUUCGGACACGCCACCGGAAGCACAUGGAAGUGCUCGAGCGCAUCGAAACGACUGGCGAUGUUCGCAACAGGUGGCAGAGCAGCGCCGGCGGCGCCGUCUUCGGCAGGAGGUGGUGGGACCGGCAGGAGGUUUUCUGCCUCCGCCGCACCUGCUUGAAGAGCCAAGGGCGAAGAAACGCCAGCGGUGUGGCGAUUUGCUUCUUGGCUGGGGUUGGGAGAAGGUUGGACCAUCUCCUGCCGAAGCUCAUUAGCGAGCAGAAGGAGGAACUGGCUCUACGCCUAGGCCAUUUAGCCUUGAUUUCUGAUGACCCAGACAAUGCCGAGAAGCUGUCCCAGAACAAGAGGUGCAAGCACGUCCUGGAUGUUUGUUGGCAGACCAUCGGUGCCGAUAUCCUCACAUCACAUGAUGACUCGAUUUCCAUCCUUGUGAACUUGCUGGUGCCAUCUGCAACCCGAUCGGAAGUCUUCCGAGGGCUCGCGGAGUUUGCCAGGGAGAAAGGCAGUGUUCGGAUGCUGCUGAAGCACGUUGACAUGCCAGCCCUUGCACAUCACUUGGUCAAGGCCGUGAGCCGAUGCGGGAACGUGGAAGCUCGCGAUGUCGCGCAAGCCUGCAACCUGACGGCGGCCUCCAUGGAGAACCCCGAGGACAGGGUCGCUUUCUGCAACGCCAUCAUCGACACGGAUGGUGGGGACUCCUUCAUGCUCAACUUGUUCGAUGCCUGGCCCAAGAAUCUUGAAAAUAUGCAGCUCAUUGAGACGCUGGACUGGUUCCUCUCCAACCCUGUUGACGACCUGAUGUGGGACGCGCAGACAGCCAACAGGCAGGAGUUUGCUGAGAAGUGGCUGACCUUCCUUGCCGGCCAGUUCCUGGAGCCCGAAGAGAGCACCACCGCGAUGCAAGCCCUCGGUGAUACCCUGCAGGUCCGAGACACAACCUUCCGCCAUGUUCUCCUGCAGGAGCCCUUGCUGGAGCACUUGGUGUCCAGCUUGGUGGUGAGUGUGCUGACGAACCGGCAAGACCAUGGCAAGAUCCGAGCUGCGAUGUAUGCCGCCCUUCACUUGGCCUCCCCGCGUGAGCCCACACCUUUGUCGCUUCUGUCAAGGCAUGAGCGCUUCGACACGCUGGUGGCAUUGGCAGUUGAAAAUAUGCAGGUGGUCAUGGAGGAGAACAUCAUCAAUGUGCUGACGAUCUUCCUGCAGAACAAGCCAACCAAGCAAGCGAAGUUUGGCUACGGAUUCCGCAGCCAUGACCGCGCUGCUGCGGAUGUCAACCGACAUGAGCUUCAGCGCUGCUUGAUUUGGCUAAGGUGGCGUAGACAGGCCGGCGAGGCAGUGAAGACCAUGGAGCAGGAGGCCCCUGCCAAGCAGAGGCCGGGUGAGAUCACUGACUCGCGAGUCAGGAAUCGCUGGAUCGCUUCCUUUGUCCUGAAGCUUCACCCCGAGGAGCUUGACAAACUGACCGAUGACGUGGACUUCCUCAUCUUCCCCCCCGAACUCAAUGCAGCAGAGCGGAAGCACGCACAUGAGGUGGUCAAGGCGCAGAAGCUCAUGUCUGUCUCGACCGGGUCAGGCGACGUGCGACAGCUGCAAGUGUUCCGUCCUGGGGCCAAGAAGGUUCGGGCAGAUGCACACCUGAUCAUUCAGCGCGAGGAGCAGCUCAGUCGCAAGCUGUCGUCUUUGCUGCGCCACAGUGCAGAGCAGCGCGGCAUAGGCAUGCUGCAGGACGGAUACGCGCCGUUGUCCACAGUGCUCAGCCAGCGGGAGUUCUCCCGCUUCAAGCACACCGUGGAGGAGGUGCAGGCGCUCGUGGAGCGGGAUCAGAAGAGACGCUUUGAGCUCACGACCCGGGCUGGAGAGAUGUGGAUUCGGGCCACGCAAGGCCACACCAUGCGCUCCGUCAAGGAUGACGCGCUCCUCCGGCCCAUGAGCCUCGAGGAGGCUGAAAAGGUCGAGAGCUGCGUGCAUGGCACCUACAGGAUGCUCUGGGAGGAGAUCCUCAGCAGUGGUGGUCUGUCAAGGAUGGCACGGAACCAUAUUCACUUUACCACCUGCACAACGACGAACACUGAAGUCAGCGGAAUGCGAGGCGACUGCGAAGUCGUCAUCUACAUAUCCCUUCUUGCAGCCAUGAGCAGUGGCCUCCAGUUCUUCAUGAGCACGAACGGCGUUGUCCUGACGCCGGGCGACGAAAGAGGCAUGGUCUCGAGCAAGCAUUUCGAGAAGGUCGUGGCCCUCGAGGAUGGCGCCAUCCUCUGGCCCGAAAACUCUGUUUCUGAUGCUCCGGCCACUGCUGACGCAACUCAGAAUACCGACACUGAGGUUCUGGCCAGUGGCCAUGUGAAGCAGAUCAUUGAGUCAGUCAGCUUUCUUCUGGCUGCCGAGUCCUCUUCUCUUCUGGAUGCCUCCCUGGAGCUGCUGGCCACACUCCUCGAGUCGAUCGACUCCGGGGCGCUGCUGGGCGCAUGUGGGGCCCUCGAACGCCUCAUUCCUCGUCUGUGCAGUCUGGAGAAGGGCAGAGACAUCCUCCACGGCUUGAUCGCGCUCUUGCAGUGGUACCCGCGCUACGUUCAGCUGAUCUCCCUCGACGUCAAAGCCGAGUGGCUGGCGGAGCAGCUGCAGGCGUCGAGCGAGGAGCGCCCAGCGCCCGUGCGGCUCGAGGUGCAGCGCGAACAGCUCCUGGACAGUCUUUGUUCAGGGCUGGCUCAAGGCUCCGCUUCUCUAUCUUGGGGGAUCGAUGUGACUUUCACAGAUGACGAGGACGAGGACGAGGAUGAGGAGAGCAACCAUCGGCAAGAGUUCUUCCGUCUGGCUGCCGAGGAGUUUAUGGAGCUUGGGCUCUUUGUUAGCAAGGACGGACAGCGCUCCUUCCACAUCAACCCUGAGGCCAAAGAGAAUCAGCUGCCACAGUUCGAGCUCUGUGGCAAGGUGAUCGGCCUCGCCCUGCUGCACAGGGACAAUGUUCCGGCCAUGCGACUAAGCCCGGCUUUGCGCAAAGUCUUGCUGGGCGGUGCCAAGCUCAAAAUGGAGGACCUGGCCGCGGUCGAUCCGACCUUCUACCAAAAUCACGUGCUCCACAUCUUGGAGGGGCACUACAAAGAGGAAGAGCCGCCAAAGGAGCUUGCCGAACUGGGCCUGACGUUCCAAGAUGAGAUUGGAGGUGUCAAGACUGAGCUUUGCAUUGGCGGUGCACAGCGACGGGUUACCGAGGAGAACAAAAGCCAGUACCUGGAUCUGCUCUGCCACCACCGGCUCUUGGGCUCGGUACGGCCGCAGGUACAAGCAUUGCUCCGGGGAGUUCAUGCUCUGGUCUCUCCAGAAGUGCAGCAUGCACUGCAGCGCACAAUCUCAGCUGCUGAGCUUGGCAUGAUCCUCUGUGGAACGGCGCGCCCGGAUGUGCAAGAGUGGAAGGAGGGCAGCACGAAGAUGGACGAGCUAUCCCCAGAAGCAUGGCAGAUGUUCUGGCAGGCUCUUGAGGCCAUGACACCGGAGCAGCAGAACGCCGUCCUCGAGUUCGCUACCGGCAGCACCCACCCUCCAACGGAAGGUGGGUUGGCAGCCCUGAAGUUCACAGUGGCGCCGGCCAGAAGCACGGAACCAGCUGCAGAGCCGCAUCUUUCGACACUGUACCUCCCCAGCUACAACUCGGCCGAAGAAGCCCGGGAGGCACUCGUCAUGGCCGCAUACGGGCACUCGAAUAGGAUGUGCCCGCAGGAGGCCAAGUGA
This is a messenger RNA of Symbiodinium natans, 4026 nucleotides long. Lineage: Eukaryota; Dinophyceae; Suessiales; Symbiodiniaceae. The record is from the annotation of a GenBank genome assembly.